AUGUGCCUUCAAGAAAUUGACAAGGGACUUGCCGAAGCAGUCGUGAAACUUCCAUUGCUUGAAGACCUCGAGAUUUCAUACUGGCCAGUUGUAGGAUACUGCUCAUUAUCAGGAGACUGUUUGAAAGUUGUAGGCCGGUCUUGUCCCAAUCUCAAGACAUUUAAAACAAACUGUGUGGAUUACAGGCCUCCUCCAGGAAUAAACGAGUGUGAUGAAGUCGCUCUAGCAAUCGCUGAAACAUUGCCCGGACUUCGCCACCUCUAG
Messenger RNA from Eruca vesicaria subsp. sativa (arugula), 264 nucleotides. The record is from the annotation of a GenBank genome assembly. Lineage: Eukaryota; Viridiplantae; Streptophyta; Magnoliopsida; Brassicales; Brassicaceae.